This is a messenger RNA of Aureobasidium melanogenum CBS 110374, 1563 nucleotides long. RefSeq lists its product as uncharacterized. The transcript is spliced from 2 exons. The record is from RefSeq and is a predicted model, not a curated record. Bases 1 to 1563 code for a protein of 520 amino acids. NCBI's taxonomy places the organism in Eukaryota, Fungi, Ascomycota, Dothideomycetes, Dothideales, Saccotheciaceae.
AUGUCGUUUCUGGCUCUGUUCAAGGCAUUUUGUGCCCCCAAGUCUGCUGGCCAUUGUUCGCUUCUGUCAAAGAACUCUCAAUCAUUAUGCAAUUCUUCAAGGACUCGACUCUUCAUGGCACAGUCCUCCUCGACCGAUCGCGCGGACUCUGUGACACCAGAUAAAAUCAUUUGGCCUGGCCAACCCCGGAAAAAGAAAUUCGAGGAUGACCCCGAGCAGCGCGCGGAGUAUCUGAGGCGGAAGAAUGUGUACAACGCUCGCUAUCGGGCGACUCAUCCGGACUUUGCUCGCAAGAACCGAGAGUAUAUGCGCAAGCUCCGUCUCCAGCCAGAGUUCCAAUUAUACUAUCAGGAGUAUGCCAAAGCGUGGCGCCAAUCACAAAGUACGAAUUCUGCUUUUGCAGUGUCAGAGAGAUUUCGCAUAUGGAUCCGCCGAUAUGCUUGGUUCCGAGAAGAUCUGAAUUGGGCACCGUGGCGGCCUAUAUUGUACCCUGAUUCGGUGGAACACCGGUGUCAAGGAUGCAAUCUCGCGAGGCAUCGCGGAUCACAUAUUUGGUGGAGAAUGGAUCCGCAGAAAUUCAUGUGCCACAGCUGCUACAUGAAGCUUCCAGAGGCAGGUCUACCUGAAGGAUAUGAAGGAUGCACGACCAUCAAGGAGAUUGCGAAGAGGAAGGCAAUUCUCGAAAGUCAGCCACGAACCUCGACCACCUCGACACUGACAGGUCAGUCUUGGAAGCCACUUAAGAAAUCACCAACUGGCUCUCGCCCAUUUUCCACCUUCCGCGCUGUGUGGACCAAGUCGGAAGAAUCAAAGUCUGACGAACAGGGACCUGAUCAGGAUUCCCAACCCCAGGAAUGGGCAAAGCUUGAAGCCGAAAUGCUUGAGGCCAAACGCCAGUAUGGCCAGAUACGAUCCACUUGGAAACUUGCACAAAAGCUCGAAUCUGGCUCUCAGGAAGUGACCGACGCUGAUGUACAUCAAGCCAAGCUGCGAGUGCAACGUACGAAUCGUGCUUGGAAGAUGGUUAGCGAUCCUGGAUAUAAAGCCCGAGUUGCUGCAUCAAAAGUAACAUACAAGCGAAAACCCGAGAGCAAAGAGCUCAGACGUCGUUGGUAUCGUCAUCCUGAUAACCGUUCAAGGUUAAUCGAAAACACACGGCUUAGAAGAGCCAACGAUCCUUUGCUCAAGUUCAGAGACAGGGUUUACGAAUGGGUUUUGGGCCUAUCCCUCGGUCAGAAGAUCGGUGAUCUGGGAAGCAUGGCAACCCAUACUAUACUCCGCAAAAGUCAGAUUCCACUGCUGUGGUGGAGACAGAAAUUCGACCCAACCAUGGACACUGAUCUCGAAGUGUACUACUGUCAUAGUUGUUUUAUAAGACGUCCGGACGCAGGAUUACCGAAAGCUUUCAAGGACUGCACUACACUGCGUGAGCUCAAUGAGAGAUUCAGCCAGCUUGAGGGUGUCAAGCCAAGCAGGGAUCUCGGCUCGUUCGACGUGGAGGUAGGGACAAUGGACCAGAAGAACCACGACCCUGGGUCCGAGCAUCCGAACACAAAAGUGUGA